UCGUCUGUCAUUUUUUAUGUCUAGCUAUUGGCGAACCUGAAUUUUGUAAACCCUUUUUGGUGCUCGAAAUGGCGGAGAACAUAAAUUCAGUGCUUAAUGCGCUUAUUUUUGAUUUUUUAACAAAAAAGAAUAUCAAACUUGCUCCCCAGUUUCAAAAAGAACUCAAACCGGCAUCUUUAGUAAAAGGAUCACCAGUACUUGCUGAAAUAGUGUCACAUUAUUUAAAAUCAGGUCCAAAGGCAAAACAAUUAAAAGUGAAUGCAGAAGACAGUGACGAAUCCAGCAGCGAGGAGGAAGAAACACCAAAAACUAAGCCAAUUGUAAACGGAAAUGUAAAAUCAAAUAAAAAAGACAGCAGCUCUGAAGAUUCUUCAGAUGAGGAAGAACAACCUAAAACUGUUAAACCAUCCAUUAAACCUAUACAAAAGAAACCAGAAAGUUCUGAUGAUUCCUCUUCUGAUGAGGAGGAAGUAAAAAAACCAUCAGUGAAACCUUUACAAAAGCAAGCACAGAUUCCAGUCAAAGCAGCAGUAACAAAAGAUAGUUCUGAAGAUUCUUCAGAAGAUUCAUCAGAUGAGCCAGAAAAGGCUCCUGCUAAGCCAGUUCAAAAGAAAGCACCACCAGUACCCAAACAAGCUACAAAAAAUGUUCAAAAGAAAGAAAGUAGUUCAGAAGAUUCAUCCGAGGAAGAAGUUGCCAGUAAACCAGUGCCAACCAAACAACCACAAAAUAAGCCUCAAAAAGAAGAAAGUUCUGAUGAAAGUUCAUCCGAGGAAGAGGCUCCUAAGAAACCGGCUCCUAAGAAACCAGCUCCUAAACCUUCAGUGGUUACCAAAAAAGCUGAAUCUAGCUCAGAGGAUUCCUCUGAUGAGGAUGAACCUGUUAAGAAACCUGUUGCAAAAGCAACAGCAACAAAAGUUAUACCACCAAAAAUACAAAAGAAACAAGAAAGCAGUAGUGAGGAUAGUUCAUCAGAAGAAGAAGAAGCACCUAAGAAAACUGUAAAUCCCACACCAGUAAAAGCAAAACCAGCUCAAACUGGUGUGAAGAGGAAAGCUGAAAGUAGUUCAUCUGAAGAAUCAUCAGAUGAAGAACCUCCAGCGAAAAAACCUGCAGUUGCUCCUGCAAAAAAACCAGCAGCUGUUAUAACUCAGAAAAAGUCGGUUCCAAAGAAAGAGAGCAGUUCAGAUGAUUCAUCCAGUGAAGAAGAAACACCAGCAGUCAAAAAACUUACUCCAGCUCCACAAAACAAAUCUACAGCAAAGAAAGAAGAAAGCAGUUCUGAAGAUUCAUCUGAAGAGGAAACGAAAAAACCUGCUCCCAAACCACAACCUGUAACUAAAAAAGCUACAUCUAAUAAAAAGGAAAGUUCAUCAGAUGAUGACAGUGACGAUGAAGAUGAUGAAGAUGAAAAACCAGCUUUAAAAAAAGCCGCUGUCACCUCUACACUUAAAAAGCCUGCUAAAAAAGAGUCAUCGGAUGAUGACGAUGACGACGAAGAGGAAGAAACAAACACCUCAAAGCAACAGGAAGAUGAGAAUGAAGAAAGUGAACUUAAAAUUAAAAAACCCAAAUAUGACAAUUUUGUUAAAGCGGGCCAAAAUAAAAGUUUUGAUGGAAAUGACAAGGGCGAUAGAAAUUCGUUCGGUGGCCGUGGGGGUAGAGGUAGGGGAGGCCGGGGUGGCUUCCGUGGUGGAUUCAACAACAGAAAUUCUGACGGCGACGGGGGUGAAAGAAAUAGCUGGGGAGGAGGAAAUAAUCGUGGAGGUGGAUUCCGCGGAGGCAGGGGAGGAAACCGCGGAAGAGGCGAUGGCGGUUUCAGAAAUUCGUUUGGUAACGAUAGAGGAGGUGGUAGGGGCGGUUUUAGAAAAUCGUUUGGCGAUAAUGAUAGAGGCGGUAGAGGUGGGAGGUUCGGUGAUAGGGGCGGAAGAGGAGGAGGAUUCAGAGGUGAUAGGAAUGGCAGGGGAGGUGGUUUCAAUAACAGUUUCAAUGAGAGAGACAGUUUUGGUGCUAAGUCUGCAGAAAAUAAGAAAAUUACUUUCGACGAUUAAAUGGACGAAUUUUUUAUGUUAAAUGCUAAUGCAAGAGGAUCCUGGGGCGAGAAGGCAAAUUAUGAUUUGAAACAUACUCGUGGAAAAUCUUUCAGACAUGAGAAAACGAAAAAGAAGCGGGGAUCCUACCGCGGAGGCACCAUCGAUACUUCUAUUAAUUCCAUUAAGUUUGACUAGAUUACUCUCAAAUUGUUUCUUUAUCAUAUUUACUGUAAUUUAUAUACCUAUAGUUAUUUAAUUAAUUUUAAGGUAUCUUUAAACUCUUUAAUUGAGCGGAGAACACACAUAUACUAAACUGAUUGAGAACAGAUUUGUUGAGGUUUGGUUUAAAUAUUUCUUUGCCAUCGUUGUGUCAAUUAAAUAACUGCUUUGUCGGUAACACUCAAAAGAUAUUUCAGAUGUAAUCGAGAUAGAAUUGUUCAUUUGAGAAUUUAAAUUGAUUUAAGAAAAUGUAUAUAAAAUAAAUAUAUUCCGUCUCAAUAUUUAUGAUUAUCCUAAGACCUAUCACUUGUGGGCUGUUAUAUUAGUCCCCCUUGCUAUUUAAUCAUUUAAAUUAACGUUGUUGUUUGAACUAAGAGCUCCUUUUAAUCUAGUAUACAAAAAGUUCUCCCGCACUUCCAUAGAUUUCUUAUUUUUAAUCAUAACUCAAUUUUCAUCAACGUUAUAUCUACACAGGCUACAAUGUUAUCGUGCAAUCAGGAAUUACAAUCACCAUAGAUUUUUUAACCACGUCUGGUUUGUGAUUGUGAUGGCAAAUGUUUUAUCCUUGAACUAAUGAAAAAAAAUUUAAGUUUAUACAUAUUGGCGAACAGUUUGAUAAAUAUAGUAAGUGUUUUUCUCCUGACUCAGAUUUUGUAUUUUUUACAAAGACGUUCCAUACAAAACAAUACUUUUUUGUGGAAAGUUAUCAUGGUAGUAUGUUAGAAUGGUGCCUUCUCAUUUCAUAACUAUACUUAAGAUUUUAUGUUACGUGUAAAUAGUAUUUCUGUGAUUUGGACCGACUUUUUAAAUCACUUCCAAGUGCUGCAUAUUGUGGUACUUUCUGUGAUUCAGAAACAUUGUACCGGAUUUAAACAUAAAAUGCGUCUAGAAUUGUUGUAUGGAUAUUUUUUAUUAAAACAAUAAAUAUUAUAAAACAAA
Diabrotica virgifera virgifera (western corn rootworm) is the source of this 3191-nucleotide messenger RNA. Its product is annotated as nucleolar protein dao-5. Lineage: Eukaryota; Metazoa; Arthropoda; Insecta; Coleoptera; Chrysomelidae. The record is from RefSeq and is a predicted model, not a curated record. The transcript is spliced from 6 exons. Bases 69 to 2051 code for a protein of 660 amino acids. Gene Ontology annotation, cellular component: nucleolus; nucleoplasm.